Mucor velutinosus is the source of this 5517-nucleotide messenger RNA. RefSeq lists its product as uncharacterized. The record is from RefSeq and is a predicted model, not a curated record. Gene Ontology annotation, biological process: regulation of ARF protein signal transduction. The transcript is spliced from 9 exons. The coding region runs from base 1 to 5517 and encodes 1838 amino acids. Gene Ontology annotation, molecular function: guanyl-nucleotide exchange factor activity. NCBI's taxonomy places the organism in Eukaryota, Fungi, Mucoromycota, Mucoromycetes, Mucorales, Mucoraceae.
AUGGCCACAACAGCAACCUCCUCACAAAUAUCCUCGCCCAGAAUGUCUCAGCAGACAGUGGCAUCCUCAGUAGCAUCAAGCAAUGUGUUUGUCAUUAAUGCGCUCGAAAAAGUAGCAGCUGCAAGAGAGGCAAGGCGAAACAAGGCUUUGAAAGAAGCUGUGGAUACAGCACUCAAAAUGCUCAAAGACAAUGAGCCCCCACCACAAGGACAAACUCGCUCAUCUGUCAUUCUCACUGCACUGCAGACAGCGAUUGAUACUCGCUCAGCUAAUUUAAUGACAAUAUCUCUGGACUGUCUUGGCAAAUUCAUCACCUACAACUAUGUCGCUGAUAUGGAAGAUGAAGUAGCACAGACUCAAGUCAUGGAAAAAGUAGUGGAUGGUAUAUGUGAUUGCUUCAUUGGCGAGGAAACUGAUAAAAAGGUGCAGCUGCAAAUCAUCAAGGCACUGUUGGACGCAGUUUACUCGACCAGCAAUCCACUUCAUUUAUCAGCCUUAUUAAAAGCAGUGCGCACAACUUACAAUAUCUUUCUGCUCUCUCGAAACAACGACAAUCAGAAUGUAGCUCAAAUUACCAUGACGCAGAUGGUGGACCACAUCUUUCGAAGAGUAAAAUCCAAUCCCAAUGUUCUUGUGACACCAAAGGAAAAAGACAAUGAGUCUAUUCACAGCAGCAAGUCAGCAGCACAAGCACAUCAGGAAGAAGAGCCAGCAGCAAAAGACGAUAAUGAGUUGAAAGCAGAGGCAGAUGAAGCAGAGGCAACAGCAGCAGCACAGGCGAAUAAUGCAGUGACAAAUGCUCCUCAUGAAACAGACGAAGAUUCAGCCGCUUAUCAACAGCAAAUUAUUGUCGAGGCAAACAUGGCUCGUACUGAAAUGGAUCACAAGUUGCCCAGCGGUAAAUCCAAAGACAAUUAUGAGGAUUUUUUGAAUGAUACCGCCAAUGUGUUUCGAGAGGAAAACAAUGCAGCAUCUACUGCAUCGGCCACCAACAACAACCAUCUCACCACUGUGCCUACCUACGACACAACUGGAGCAUCCGAAGGACGAGGUUCAUUUGAAAAUGAGGGCAUUCAAAACGGAGAGUCAGAAACUGAUGCGGAUCUUUACAUCAAGGAUGCUAUUCUGGUAUUCAGGGCUCUUUGUAAGCUUUCUAAAAAGUCGAUCCAAUCUGAAUGGGGCAACGAUAUGAGAUCUUACUCGAUGCGAUCCAAGCUACUCUCUUUGCACUUGAUCCUGACCAUCAUGAUGUCUCACAUGGAUGUAUUCACCUCUGAAGACGUUUAUUUCUCUGCUGCUGUCAGCGAUCCCAGCGGCCACCGAGCCAACCCCUUUAUCCUGGAAGUCAAGCAGUAUCUGUGUCCCAGUUUAGGCCGCAACGCAUUUUCUGUGGUACCUCAAGUCUUUGAUAUCACGCAUGAAAUCUUGUGGCGAGUGGUGCAGGGUUUACGUGUCUACCUUAAGAAUGAAAUCGAGAUUUUCUUGAAGGAAAUCGUGUUGCGUAUCUUGGAAAUGCGUAAUGCCUCUAACCAGCAAAAGUUCUCCCUGUUGAAAGGUGUGCUGAGAAUUUGCGAGGAUCCUCAGACGUUGGUGGAUGUCUACUUGAACUAUGAUUGUGACCGUGAGGCUCUGGACAACAUUUAUGAACGUCUAGUCAAUGUCUUGUCAAAGAUCACAACAUCUCACAAUCAGCCUACCAACGGUAAGGACUAUGACAACCAUCCAGAUCCCAUCUCCAGUGUCCAUGCCGGUGGCCAUGCACAUUCCUCUGUUGUGAUUCCUCCUCCCUUAACAACAGCCACCAUCUUGAACAGUGAUAAGCAAAAUGCUCAAACUGCCAUGCCUGAAUCCGCUAUUCGCUUCAAAUCGCUCGAAUGUCUAGUAGCUGUCUUGCGCUCCCUGGUAGGCUGGUACUCCAAUAACUCUGUCAGCAUCACUGCUGGCGACACUGCCAAGAAAGACGACGAUACGCCUCGUGCCAGCGAAGAUCAUUCCAUCACACACCAUGCCAACGUCUCUAGCUCUCGUCUCGCAUCGCCUGCUACUAACGGCUCAUACACUGCGCUCAACACAGGCAGCAGUUCUCGCUUGGAUGACCCCGAAGAGUUUGAAAACCUGAAGCAUCGCAAACAGCUGCUGCAAGAGGGUGUGCGUCAGUUCAACUGGAAGCCCAAGAAGGGUCUCGCCGUACUAUCAAGCAACGGUUUCUUGAACCUGCAAGAUCCUCGCAGUGUUGCAUCCUUCUUGUUGACCACAGAGGGUUUGAACAAGACACAGAUUGGUGAAUAUCUGGGUGAAGGUGACGCUGAGAACAUUGCCAUUAUGCAUGCCUUUGUGGAUGAGAUGGACUUUACCAACAUGAAAUUUACCGAAGCAUUGCGUUUCUUCCUUCAAGCUUUCCGUUUGCCUGGUGAAGGUCAAAAGAUUGAUCGUUUCAUGCUUAAAUUCGCUGAACGUUAUGUGCAUGGUAACCCUGGUGCCUUUGCUAAUGCUGAAACUGCUUACGUGCUUGCUUACUCUGUCAUCAUGCUGAACACUGAUCUCCACAGCCCUCACGUCAAGCGCAGAAUGACACUGGAGGAUUUCAUCAAGAACAACCGCGGUAUCGAUGAUGGUAACGAUAUUCCUCGCGAGAUCUUGGAGGCGAAUUUCGAGGAAAUCCAAAAUAAUGAAAUCAAGAUGAAGGACGAAGUAGAAGCCGCUAAUGAAGCUGCGCUGGUGGCUACUCCUGGUGCUGCCGGUGUGUUGGGCAUGGUUGGCAUCCAAAACGCUCUAGUCAAUGCUGGUAUUGCUCGUGAUGUGCGUCGUGAGGCAUAUCAAGCUGCUACCGAGGAGAUGGGGUCUAAGACAGAGGCUAUGUUCCGCAGUAUGUUGGCGAGUCGCAGACGUGCUGGCGAAAACGACACCAUCACCUUUUACAGUGCGUCCCAUGUUGAGCAUGUGCGCCCCAUGUUUGAAGUCGCUUGGAUGGCAUUUUUGGCUGGUAUCUCGGGCCCGCUUCAAGAGUCGGAUGAUUUGGCUACUGUCAGCCUGUGUCUGGAGGGCUUCAAGAACGCUAUUCGUAUCAUUUGUCUGUUCCACACUGUUCAGUCUGAGGAUGUUGAUCUUCAACGUGAUGCCUUUGUGACGACGCUGACUAAGUUUACCUUCUUGACCAACCUGAACGAGAUGAAACCCAAGAACGUUGAGGCCAUCAAGACAUUACUCGAAGUAGCCGCAGUGGAUGGCAACUAUCUCAAGGGAUCUUGGAAGGAGAUUUUGUCUACUGUAAGUCAACUGGAGCGUUUCCAGCUGAUCACCAGCGGCAUGGAUGCUGGUGUUGGUCCCAUGGCUGAACCCACCAAGCGACCUGUCAAGGCUUCCAUGGAAAUGGGUCGUCGCACAUCUACCAUGGGUGGUCGUGGCCGUAGCUCAAACUCGUCUCGCUCCAACACGCAAUUGUCACUGACGGAAGAAGUGACAUCUGCUAGUUCAUCGCAAUCCCUGGUGCUUGCUGUGGACAGAUUAUUUACAUCAACAGUCAACCUGAACGGUGAAGCCAUCGUCGACUUUGUGCGCGCACUCUGUGAGACGUCUUGGGAGGAAAUUGUCAACUCUGCUUAUAUGGAACAUCCCCGUAUGUACAGUCUGCAAAAACUGGUAGAGAUCUCCUACUACAACAUGAACCGUAUUCGUAUGGAAUGGUCUAAUAUCUGGGCUAUCCUUGGUGACUAUUACAACAAGGUUGGCUGUCAGUCCAACUUUAACGUUGCCUUCUUUGCUCUUGAUUCACUGCGUCAAUUGGCCAUGAAGUUUUUGGAAAAGGAAGAAUUGCCUCAUUUCAAGUUCCAAAAGGACUUUCUCAUGCCCUUCCGUGAAGUGCUUGCCAACAACCCCGAUGUCGCUAUCAAGGACAUGGUGUUGCGUUGCUUGUCGCAAAUGAUCCAAGCGAGACCCCACCACUUGAGAUCUGGCUGGAAGACCAUGCUGUCUGUGUUUGCUACCGGUGCCUGUGAAUCCUCAGAAUCCAUCGUUCAUAUGACAUUUGACAUUGUUCGCAGUGUGACCAAUGAGCGCUUUGGCGACAUUGUGGCUAAUGGUACCUUCCCUGACUACAUCUCUUGUUUGGUCGAGUUCUCCAAAAACCAAAAGUUCCAAAAGAUUAGUUUACCUGCUUUAGACAUGAUCAAGGGCACGAUUCCCAAGAUGAUUGAAAUUGCCAACAAGAGCACGCCGCUAGAGAUCAACGACGCCCAUGCCUUGACCGCUUCCACGAUGCAAGCUUCUGGCGAUGACUUUUUGAUCAAGUUUUGGUUCGCCGUACUUUACGGCUUGAAGGAAGUCGUGAUGCAAAGCGAUGAUGUCGAAGUGCGUAAACGUGCUUUGGUCUAUCUGUUUGAGACAUUGAAGAAACAUGGCUCGUCAUUUACCCCUGAGUUUUGGACGACGGUGUCUCGCCAAAUCGUAUUCCCCUUGUUUGACGAUCUCAAGAGCGGAGGAGAUAGACGUAAGAUGACACCAGAGGACUUGAGCGUGUGGUUAUCUACCACCAUGAUUGAAGCACUUCGCAAUGUCGUUGAUUUAUAUACCUACUACUUUGAUAAUAUGAAGGAUAUGAUGCGCCAUGUAUUGGGACUCUUCAGCAUGUGCAUCACACAAGAUAACGACACACUAGCACAUAUUGGUUGUGAAUGUCUUGAUCAAUACAUUGAAGCCAAUGUCGAAAAGUUUGACAACAGUUGCUGGGAUCUAGUGACAGAGACAUUCAUUGCAUUGUUUGAAAACACCACAGCUAAUGGGCUGUUCGAUGAUACAGCAGAUUUAGUGGAGAAGGUCAAAUCACUGAAUGAUCAGCAGCAACAGUCGCCAUCACAGCAACAAGACGACUCUUCUCUAGACAUUGAAGUCAGUGAAGAGCGCCAGAGAAACUUCCAGCAAGUGAUCAUCAAAUGUGUCCUGCAGCUUAUGCUGAUCCAGACAGUGAACGAUUUGUUGGCUAAAGAUAAUGUUUAUUCUGCGUAUCCAGCUAUGCAUCUGAUGACUUUGAUGGGCUGUCUCGGUCGCUCAUUCCACUUUGCUAAGAAAUUUAACGUCGAUAAUGAUCUUAGAAUGGCAUUAUUUAGAUUUGGGUUCAUGAAACAACUUCCUAAUUUACUAAAGCAAGAAACAUCAAGCGGUGGAUGUUACGUGUCGGUGUUGAUGAGAAUGUAUGCUAAUUUGGAGAAUAUCAACGACAGAGAUGAUAAGCGUGAAGAGAUUGAAAAGAUUUUAAUACCACUCUGCAAUGAAAUUUUCACACUGUACGCUGAGCUCGAUCAUGAAACUAAACCCAAGAACAUUGCCGCAUGGACACCAGUGGUUGUAAAUAUCUUGAAUGGUCUAGCACAAUUACAAGACGAGGAUUUCUUGAAACAUGUUCCUCGCUUCUAUCUUCCUUCUGUUGAACUUCUAGGACAGGAGAGUCUCUUACCGGAAAUUCGAAUGGCUUUGCGAACAUUAUUAAUUCGUGUGGGUACCUCAUACCACAUCACCAAAUAA